This is a messenger RNA of Penicillium diatomitis, 1623 nucleotides long. RefSeq lists its product as uncharacterized. The record is from RefSeq and is a predicted model, not a curated record. Gene Ontology annotation, biological process: transmembrane transport. The coding region runs from base 1 to 1623 and encodes 540 amino acids. Gene Ontology annotation, molecular function: transmembrane transporter activity. The transcript is spliced from 5 exons. Lineage: Eukaryota; Fungi; Ascomycota; Eurotiomycetes; Eurotiales; Aspergillaceae.
AUGUCUUUUUCUACAUGCCCACAGCAGAUUAAAAUGCCUGAUACCACAGAGCUUUCAGUCUCAUCUUCCAGCCCUAGUCUUUCAACCCAAAAUGAAAAGCAAAUCCCGUCCUCUUCUCCCAGCUCAAACGAUCUGGAGAGUCAACCUCCCCCGCCAGCCCCUGUCUAUCAUGUCUUUUCACGAACUCAAAAGUUAUGCAUGGUCUAUAUCGUGUCACUUGCUGCUAUUUUCUCUCCUCUGUCCUCGAAUAUCUAUUUCCCCGCGUUGGGGCUCAUAUCUAAGAGCUUGGAUAUCUCCAUGUCUCUCAUCACGUUGACUGUCACAAUAUACAUGAUUGUGCAAGGGCUGGCCCCGAGUUUCUGGGGUUCCUUUUCCGAUGUAAUCGGUCGCCGAACCAUCUUCGUGGGCACUUUCCUUGUCUACAUCAUUUCGAACAUCGCUCUCGCUCUUUCCAAAAACUAUGGACAGCUCAUGGCUUUCCGUGCCCUGCAAGCUGCCGGUAGUGCCGCGACCAUCUCGAUCGGUGCUGGUGUCAUUGGUGAUAUUGCCUCGUCGGCCGAAAGGGGAGGCUUGGUUGGUAUAUUCGGUGGAGUUCGCAUGCUUGGUCAGGGCAUCGGUCCAGUCUUCGGAGGUGUUCUCUCCGAAUAUCUGGGAUUCCGCUCGAUCUUCUGGUUCCUUGCCAUACUGUCCACACUCAGCCUUCUUACCAUUCUCUUCUUUCUCCCCGAGACCCUCCGCUCGAUUGCCGGAGACGGAACAGUUCCUCUGCAUGGAAUCCACAAGCCUUGGAUUUACCUCAUCACUGGUCAAAGACUAGCCAGACAGGAUGCUGUUGCUCGGGACAGCACGAAAAGGAAAAUUACCGUGAAGACGGUGGUAGCUCCUCUCGGGUUCUUGGGUGAAAAAGAUGUCUUUGUCACCUUGUUCUUCGGUGCAGUUGUGUACUCUGUGUGGUCCAUGGUGACCUCGUCCACGUCCGACUUGUUCGAAUCAACCUAUGGGCUCAACACUCUGGAGGUCGGCUUGACCUUUCUGGGCAACGGCUUCGGCUGCAUGUCCGGAUCGUACACCAUCGGAUACCUGAUGGACUAUAACCACAGACGAACCGAGCGCGACUACUGCGUCAGGAGCGAUCUCCCUGUCGAGACUCGCAUCACCACCAAAUCUCAUCCCGACUUCCCCAUCGAGUACGCCCGCAUGCGCAACACUUGGUGGAUCACGGCGGUCUUCAUCAUCUGCACCGCCACAUACGGCUUCUCUUUGCGCACACAUCUCGCGGUACCGGUUAUCCUUCAGUACAUCAUCGCUUACUGUGCCACGGCCAUCUUCACCAUCAAUAGUACACUGAUCAUUGAUCUCUAUCCCGGUGCGAGUGCCAGUGCUACAGCUGUCAACAACCUGAUGCGAUGCUUGGUGGGAGCCGGCGGGGUGGCUGCCAUCCAGCCUAUGAUUGACGCGCUCACAGCUCAGUGGGCCUUUUUGCUUCUGGCGGGCACCACACUGCUCAUGUGCCCCUUGCUAGUCGUUGAAAUGCGAUGGGGUGCGGGCUGGCGACAGAAUCGUCUAAAGCGACUAGAGAGGGAGCAGGAAGCAGCUCAACAGCGCAGCGCCCAGCCGAUCUAG